AUGAUGUUUUUAUGUAUGCUUGAAUUUGCAGUGGCGCUUCGUACAUGUGUUAAAGACAGUGAUUGCCUCAAUAGGUCCAGACCGGACAUUCAUUCGCUGUAUUGCGUUAACCAUGCCUGCCAAAAGAUCCUUUCGCCGGGUAUGCAUUGCCUGAAGCCAGCUGACUGCUCGUCUUAUUCGUUCUUUGGGCCGCUUGCCUGCACAGAGAAGUGUAAGGUGGAAGGCGAAUGCGAGUAUGAUGAUCCAAAAACACUUGGGUCCAUGUAUUGCUGCAGAAACAUCCCAUUGGGAAAGUCGUGCAAUGUGCAUCGGCCAAGAGCGCUUAGUGGGUGUGACACCCAUCACUCGUGUAUGCUAGGCUCUAAAGGUACAUAUGAGUGUGUUCCAGACAAAUCGAGUUCGUGGAUGUUUAGUGUGUUUCUGUCAAUAAGUGGAAACAUUGGGAUCAAUGUCGGUGUGAAUCUGCAGAAGAGAUCGUAUAGACACGCAUACAUCGAAAUUCUCAGAACAAGGUUCCAAACAUUCUAUGUUGGAUGCAUCAUGUAUGUGUUAGGCAAAAUCUUUGGAUACUGCUCAUAUGUGUUUGGAAAUCAGUCCUUUAUUGCGGUGUUGGGUGCUACGGGGCUUGUGUCAAAUAGCAUCUUUGCGCCGAUGAUCAAUGACGAGCUGUUUACAUGGAGGGACUUCUGCGCAAUAUUGUUUGUGUUUGCGGGCACGACGCUUGUUGUUAUGAACACGACGAUAACACAUAAGAUGUACAGCCUAUGCGAGCUGAUGAAGAUGUACAAGCGGACGGAAACACUGGUUUGGUUUGGAUUUAUUCUGAUUAUGAUCGUUUACCUGUUUGCAUUCAUCAAGUAUGUGGAGAUAAACAGCAACUGGGAGCUGCCUGGAGAAAGAAUGAUGUUUCUGAAGAGUGGCUCGGUUUGGUUUGAAGAGGAUGGAUUUGUGAUGAAGUAUGUGAUGGCACUAGCAUAUGUGUGUCUGUCUUCUUUCAUAGCAUCCUUCACGACGCUGUCUAUCAAGAGCUUGGGAGAGAUGAUUGACAAAACGAUUUCUGGAGAUAACCAGUUUGUGUUUUUUACGACAUAUUUUUUUAUACUGGUGCUUGGUGUAUGCACCUUUUUCCAGAUAUACUGGCUCAACAGAGCAUUGAGGCAUUACGAUGCUCUGCUUGCUAUUCCAAUGUUCCACGUGACCUGGACACUCUUGAGCAUAAUAACCGCGGGGAUAUACUUCAGGGAGUUUGAGCAGUAUACCGCUAGCCAGCUGAAGAUCUUUGCCUGCGGAGUGGGGGUUAUUUUUGUUGGAUCAUUGUUCUUGGGCAGCAGGAUAACAAACAAGACAAGAAUAAGAACGAAGAAGGCCGCUUUGGAGUAUGAGCAGAUUUCAAAGACCCAAUGA
Ordospora pajunii is the source of this 1404-nucleotide messenger RNA. Its product is annotated as putative magnesium transporter NIPA. NCBI's taxonomy places the organism in Eukaryota, Fungi, Microsporidia, Ordosporidae. Bases 1 to 1404 code for a protein of 467 amino acids. Gene Ontology annotation, biological process: magnesium ion transport. The record is from RefSeq and is a predicted model, not a curated record. The transcript has a single exon. Gene Ontology annotation, cellular component: membrane. Gene Ontology annotation, molecular function: magnesium ion transmembrane transporter activity.